CCAGUACCACCCUUACUCGCCACAGCGACCUCACAAGACAUUCCAGACGAUCAAUUGAGCAUAGUUACUCAGCCUCCCAGCGAUGGUGCCAUCCCUACAGACGUCGUGGAGCCCAACAUCUCGUACUCCCUGCCUCCACCCACCCCCGUCACAGAGGUCUCCGAAGUGCCCCAAGACGAAGCCUCAAUUCCUUCGGAAGUGCCUUUGAUGAACUCUUUGCCAGAAGAGGUGCAACGUCGAUUCCCCUUCUAUCCCCCUCUCAAGUGGACCAAUGAGCGUGAGUUGGAGGAGAUGGCAAAUAAAGCCGCACAAGAGUUGAGAGAAUUUGUCAACGGAAUGAUUGAUGACUUUCAUGCUGAAGAUCACAUUGUAACCAAAGAGCUUGAUACGCCCUGUUGUAGGUACCUUCGACAGAAGCUGCUGUCAAAACCGUGUCGCAAUCAGGGAUUCAUUUUGGACGGCUAUCCAAACACCCUCAGUCAAGCCGACGCCUUGUUUGCAAAUCCAGGCGAUGCGGGCAGGGACCCUCGUCAUCCCACGUACGAUCCUUUAGUGUCUCCGCACCACGUCAUUUACCUGGAAGGUAGCAACGCCCUUGUAACACAUCGGUACAAGACGAUGCUGGAAGAGGAGGGAAUUGUGUUGGACGAAAUUGAUGACUACACCGACCCGGAUGGUACGACGCUAAAUAUCGAGGAGGAGGUAGCUCGUAGACGAUUAGCUCAAGGGAAUGCAAAACUUCCAAUCGGAGUAGAAAGAGGCGGUGGGAAGAAGGAGGAAAAGAGGAAAGACAUCGAUUUGAGGAUAACAUGGAUGAAGCCACAAGAGACACCGGAGAAGAGGUUGAGACGACGUUUGGAAUAUCACAGAUCUGUUAUGGCACCAAAAGCAGCCGCAGAAAUCGUUGAACAGACCUUUGAACCGUAUAAGUAUUUGGUGACAGAGAAGGAGUCGAUGAUGGUAGAUUCAACACAGUGGCCAAGGAAGCCUCUAGCGAAAGCCAAGUUGGAUCCAUUGGAACACAACGUUCUCACCUACUUUGAUCUACGUGAACUCCACCCUUUCACAGUGAAUAUGGAUCGGGACAAGAGUCAGCAUCUCUAUCCAGGAGGUCCACAAAAGUACACAUUUAAACAACUACUGAAGCGGAUAUCAAAAUCCCCAACUGGGGAUUUUGUGCGUCGAACACGAAGCCUUCUGGAUGAACGAGAUGGAGACGAGAAAUUUGUGGAAGACCUUCAGCGAGAGGCUGACAACCUGAAACAAUUCAAUGCGAAUCUUCGAAAAGAUGCAGCCAAAGUGUUGAAUGAGAGUGAACAAUUAAUAUGGGUGAGUUCGAGCCUCAUAGAUGUGUGGCAUCGUUGGUACGAGGGUUUGGGUGAAGGUGGCAUCGAUGAGGAAAGGAGGUGA
Molecule: messenger RNA, 1410 nt
Organism: Hydatigera taeniaeformis
Lineage: Eukaryota; Metazoa; Platyhelminthes; Cestoda; Cyclophyllidea; Taeniidae
Source: the annotation of a GenBank genome assembly